This is a messenger RNA of Microcebus murinus (gray mouse lemur), 4092 nucleotides long. Lineage: Eukaryota; Metazoa; Chordata; Mammalia; Primates; Cheirogaleidae. The record is from RefSeq and is a predicted model, not a curated record.
AACUUCUGAUGUUUGAUCUUUAAACAGCUUUUCUGUACUCAGUUUGGCAUGUCUUGCUCCUGCGUAGGUCAUAACAUCCAUGAAACUAAUAAUUCACAAAUCAUUUUGACCAUUUGGUGAUCACAGUUCUAUUCAUCACCAUCCUCCCAUUUCUUCCUUCUCUUGUGUUCAAAAACCCACCUAGGGUCACCACCUCCACAUCUCAGCACCGGGAAGCCUCAGGGGUGUUCUUAAAUCUCUUCCUCCUUCCUUCUUCCUCCUUCUUCCUUUCCUCAUCUUCUUCCUCUUGCUUUCCUCAUCUUCUUCUUCUUCUUCUCCUCCUUCCUUCUUCUUUCUUCUUCUUUACAUCUAAGCGAGCAUUUCUCCCUCCUACGUGAUUCCUGAAGCUGCACUGUCCUAACCACCCCAGCGCAGCAACCAAGGCUGCAGCCUGAUGUCUGCUCAUCUGGACUCAACCACAGCCGCCCACCUAAAGCCUCUUCCCCUUCUCGCAUGUUCUGUCUGAACCUUUCCUCCACACAGCCGCUGGAGAAUUCUACCUAAGAUGAUAAUCUGAGGUGGCACUCCCAGGCCUAACCUUUAUUGCUCCUGUUACCCACAGGCUGAGGAAUGUGUUACUUUGCUACUACCGCAUUCAAAGGCUGGGUCGAUUGAUCCCUAGCAAGAUACACUUGAAGACAACCUCUAAAAGGAGUGAUGCGUCUCUUCGCCUGUCUGUGCAUCCUGCUGAGCUGUUUGGGAGGAGGGGGCUGUUCGUGUCCUUCGCAAUGCACCUGCGACUACCACGGCAGGAACGACGGCUUGGGAUCCAGGUCGGUACUCUGUAACGACAUGGACAUCAACGAGAUGCCUACUAACUUCCCGGUAGACACCACGAAGCUUCGCAUCGAGAAGACUGCGGUCCGCAGAAUCCCGGCAGAGGCCUUCUACUACCUGCUGGAGCUCCAGCACCUCUGGGUGAGUUAUAACUCCGUGGUCACCGUUGACCCCAGCAGCUUUUACAACCUGAAGCAGCUGCAUGAGUUGCGCUUGGACGGGAAUUCUCUGCUCGCCUUUCCCUGGGCGUCUCUGCUGGACACGCCCCGUCUGAGGACCCUGGAUUUGCGCAAUAACAGAAUAACCACUGUGCCCAGUGAGGCGGUCAGGUACCUGAAGAGCCUCACCUACUUGGAUUUAUCAAGCAACAGAUUGACCACGUUGCCACCAGAUUUCCUGGAGAGCUGGUCUCACUUAGUUACGGCACCUGGAGGCCUGGACCUUUCACCAAGAAUUAUUCUCGGUCUGCAAGACAACCCUUGGUUCUGUGACUGUCACAUUUCCAAGAUGAUCGAGUUGUCAAAGGUUGCUGACCCUGCUGUAGUGCUUCUCGAUCCACUGAUGGUUUGCAGCGAGCCCGAGCGCCUCGCGGGGGUUUCGUUUCAGCGGGCUGAGCUGGAGCACUGUCUGAAGCCAUCAGUGAUGGCCUCGGCCACCAAGAUCAUGUCUGCUCUGGGCAGUAAUGUCCUGCUGCGGUGUGAUGCCACUGGCUACCCCACCCCGCAGCUCACGUGGACCAGAUCCGAUGGCUCACCAGCUAAUCACACAGUGAUACAGGAAUCUCCAGGGGAAGGAGUGAGGUGGUCCAUAAUAAGCUUGACGGGCAUUUCUUACAAAGAUGCGGGGGAUUACAAAUGCAAGGCCAAAAAUUUGGCUGGAAUGUCAGAAGCUGUGGUUACUGUGACAGUGGUGGGCGUUGUCACAACCAGCAUAUCAGCAAACACUUCCGAAAGGAGACCUGGAGAUCGUCCUGAGCAGGAGGUCCAGCCAGGAUCUGGAAGAUUGACAUCUACACCUCGUUCAUUGUCAUCUCCCUGGUCCUCCUCCUCCUCUCCUUCCUCCCCCACGUCUUCCACUUCUCUGUCUAAUUCUACUUUGUCUCCUUCCGCCACUGCUUCCUUCUCUUUAUCUCCUUUCUUCUCCUCCAUUGUUUCUUCAACCACGCCUCGAAGCACUAGCAUUUCAGCAGGCACCACCGCAGCCAGAAGGCAGUCACUCCAGCUCCAUCCAGAUGGGAAAAGGAACUUAAAGGUGGAGAUGGGUGGCAGUAAGUUUCCCCUCGCCAGCGCAAGUAAGAAAGAAGAGCUGGCCUUGUUGGAUCAAGCAACACCUAUGGAGACGAAUGCCACGAUAGAAAACCUCAGGGUGGUCAGUGAGACUAAAGAGAGUGUGACACUGAUGUGGAACAUCAUUAAUACCACACAUGGCUCCGCAGUGACCGUGCUGUAUUCCAAGCAUGGUGACAAAGACCUGCUGCUGUUGAAUGCAGACUCCAGCAAGAACCAAGUGACCAUAGAUGGCUUGGAGCCCGGCGGGCAAUACGUGGCAUGUGUCUGUCCAAAAGGAGUGCCUCCCCAGCAAGAGCAAUGUAUCACCUUUUCUACCAGGAGACUUGAAGACGAUGAUUCUCAAUGGUCUUUGCUUCUUGUGGUGACCAGUGUUGCCUGUGUUGUUGUCUUGCCAGUGAUUUUUUUCUUAUUGUACAAAGUUUGCAAACUGCAAUGUAAAUCAGACUCUUUCUGGGAAGAUGAUUUGGCAAAAGAGACUUAUAUACAAUUUGAGACCCUGUCUCCCAGAUCCCAAAGUAUAGGGGAGCUCUGGACACGAAGGCACAGGGACGAUUCAGAAAAAUUGCUGCUCUGUUCUAAGGCAAGUGCGGAAUCUCACGUGACUUUUAAAAGUGAGAGUUCCAGACCAGAGUAUUUUUGCUAAGGUUCUGCAGCUCAGACACGUGUGAGCUACAAAAUCAGGAUCUAAAGGCAUAAUUGAUGCUCUGUUUGGAUGAUUUUUGGACAGACUUUCACAUCUUAUGUGAAAAUCACAACUGGAAUGCUUUUAAGCAUGUUUUUUUUAAAAAAAUACCAUGAGAUUUCUGAACUGAAAAACAAAUAUUUUUGAUUUUUGUUGUGUGGAAAAUGUCCCCCAAAAUCAUUUUUAGGGUGGUGCUUAAUAAGUUGAUUAUAAUUUUUAGGGAAAUAUUUUAGUUCUUAAAAAUAAGUUCAUGUGAGAAUAGCAAGUGAACUCUGCAUUUUGAAAAGAUAGUUUUUUGAGCAGUGAAGAAAAGAUUCGAAUCACCAGCUAAGCCUUGAUGUUCAUUCAUGUUCAAAGUGCUUUAUGGCAUUUGCUGUGGAUGUUCGCUGGCAUUGCCUAGCCGGUGAGGGUGGGAUUGUAAAGAAUUUUGCAUUUACUAAGGUUAAAUCCAACCUGGUAGACGGGGAGGGCUCCGUCUCUUGGGGCCAUUAUGCAUUACAACACUGUAGAGUUGUGUUCAUAUUGCAGGUAAGAAAAUCUUCCCUGUGUCCUUAGAAAUAUAGGUGUUAGCAAAAAUAAGUAUAAAAAAGGAUUAUGACAAAUAGACCAUUUCCAAGAGACUGUAACUGCUGCAUUUUAACACAUCUGCUGACAGAUUGUAUCGGUUUUUUAAAAAUAAUGUGUUAAUUUUUAGUACUUUGAUAUGUGCUCUUUCUUCCUUCCUUCUUCCUUCCCUCCUCGUCUUUCUCCCCCUCACCUUCCUUCAUUUUAUUUUUUCCUCCUCUGUAUCAGAAGAUGUACAGGUAGCCAAAGGACCACACACUACGCUGUUUGUCUUUUGCCACGUUACAUUGUGAUUCUGUGGAUAAAGAGAAGGCCUUUGAAAGUGCUGACUGCCCUUUGAAGUCUUUUUUAGGUCCCCAAAGGAUAUUUGAGGAUUUUGAAAGAGAAGCUUCAAUGGAUUCAUUUGGCCAAACUCUUUUUCUAGGUUAAACACAUCAGAGAACUUGCACUGGAGUGAGUCACAUGAAUACAUAGGAAAGAAGCUUCAUAAAUAGAGUUCGGGUUUCUUAGAAAGACUGUCUGCGCAGCUGCAGCCCACUGCUGCGUCUCAGGGCUGGCGUUCCGUGUCGCUGAGCGGCGCGAUGCUAAGCGGCCUGGGACUCUGACCCUGGCCCAGGGUGUCCAGGGGACAAGGCGACCUCCGCGCAGAUGCAGCUUUCGUGAGCCUUGGAACAAAGCCCAGCUUUGCAAGAAUGACUUAAACUCCCUUUAUGAAGGAAACGCCUGGGAACUCACCUGGGC